GAUACAAAAAAGAAGAAGAAGACGAAGGUGUCAACGGGCGAGGAUAGAUCUGCGCGCGGCCGCUCAUGCGUGCGGGUAACGUUGAUCUACCUGGACGCGCGUCGAAGUGAACUCCCCGAAGAAGAACUGCCCGACCGGAAGUCGGACUGACAGCCGGAAAGUGAAGCGAACUGCGGCGAAGAUCCGCCGUUUAGCCGCCGCGAGCCGAAGCGAACGUUAGCCGGCUAACUUACGUCACCAGGACUUUGCCAGCGUCCUAUAUUUUUUAUAUAUAUAUAUCAACAUUUUUUUGGGGGGUGCUUUCUUUUUUAAAUUAAUGCUGUUUUGGAGGACGAGCUCGCCAACCGGUCACGUGUUCGAGUCCCGCGGAGUCCGCGUGUCGUCCCAUCUGAGGCGGCGCCGGUCCUCACCCCCCCACCCCACGCAGACAGGUGCCAACAGAGGGACAGGAUGCCCCCCCCUCCCCCACCUCCCCCGGGACCCCCGCCCCCCCCCUCCUUCAGUCAGGCGACCUCGGCUCCUCCCAGCGGUAAAGGCCGCGGAGCGCUGCUGACGGACAUCUGCAACGGCGCCAGGCUGAAGAAGGUUGGGGCCGUCAGCGACCGCAGCAGCCCCAUCAUAGAGAAAGGAGGAGGAAGAGGUGGAGGAGGUGGUGGAGGAGGAGGAGGUGGUGGUGGUGGUGGUGGAGGCGGCGGCGGCGGGCCAAUGGGAAUGGGAGGCCUUUUCCAAGGAGGUGUGCCAAAGUUACGCUCAGUUGCAGAUGGUUCUGUGGGUGGUUCUGUGGGCCGGUCCGCCCUGCGGCCCCCGGGGUCCCGGGCCGCGGCCCCCCGCCCCCCCACAGGCCGCUCCUCCUCGCCCUCCCCGGCCAACCAGCCCUCUCCUCCGGAGCACCAGCGCUCCCACCGCCCCUCGCUCCCCGACAUCUCGCGCCCCUCCCAGAACAGCGGCGGCGGCGGCUCUUCCUCCACCGGCGGCGGCGGGAUGAAGCACAGCACCUCCGCCCCGCCGCCUCCUCCACCCUUUAACCGAGGAGGCCGCAGCAACGCUCCGCCGACUCCCGGCCAGAAGGCACAAGCUCCGCCUUCCACCUCCUCCUCCCACAGCAGAGAGAAGCCCCUCCCACCGACGCCCAACAGAGGCCACGCCCCUCCCGGCAACGCGAAGCCGCCUCCGUCUUCCAGCAGGCCGCCGACGGGCGGCUCCUCGGCUCCUCCGCCUCCCCCGCCGUACAGGCCGCACUCGUCGGCCGGCGUCUCCAACGGGCCGGCCCAGGUGGACGGGGGCGGAGCUCCCCAGCUGCCGCAGAGGCGCAACUCCCUGCACAAAAAGCACACGUCGGGCGGCCAAGGACGCAGCCACGCUCCUCCUCCACCUCCCCUCUCAUCGUCUCCGACCUCCCAGCAGGCCGGCAGGCCGCCUCCACCCGCCAGGGAGCCGCCGGGCCGCAGAUCAGCUCCCCAGGUGCCCCCCUCUGGGACUCGUAACGGCGGUCGGGACGCCCCUCCCCUCCCCUCCUCCUCCAGCGUCCACAGCGCCGCUGCCUCGGAGGCCCACAGCCGAAUGGCCAAACAACAGCCUCCCCCCUGCUCUUCCUCCUCCCUACCAUCCACCUCUUCCUCCCGGACCCGCUGGACCCCUCCGCCGCCCGCCCGUCCGGGCAGCCACUCCUCCGUCUCCUCCUCCAAGUCCAUCAUGGAUGAUUUUGAAUCCAAGUUUAACUUCCACCCUUUUGAGGACCUUCCACCUCCAGAGGAGUACCGGCACGUCAACAAGGUCUACCCCAGCAAAACCAGCAAGGCAAUGAUGAGAGGAGCUCCUCCGGCGCCGCCGGUGGGAAGGUGAACGGACCUCAGCUCAGGACUUUAACGCUCGGGUCUGUGAGGGAGGGAGAGAGAGAGGAGGGGGAGAGAGAGAAAGAGAGGGAGGGGUGAAGACUCGCUCUAAUCACAACACACACUCACCCUAAAACCACCAGCUGGAAGCACAACGUAAACACCGCGACGCCUCAGCAGGUUUGACUCGCCGCUCGCUUUCUGUCUUUUGCACAAGAGAACGAAGAAGAGAGAAGAAGAGAGAAGAAGAGAAGAAGAAACACUCGUGGUCAGAGCCGUGGUCGAGGCUUCUGUCCGACGCACCAGGACCAAACUCCUAAACUGUGCAUUCCAACGUUCUUACUUUCUUUUAUCCAUAAUCAUGGUUAUAACGUUUUUAUUA
Messenger RNA from Pseudoliparis swirei, 2214 nucleotides. RefSeq names its product WAS/WASL-interacting protein family member 2-like. The transcript is spliced from 8 exons. Gene Ontology annotation, molecular function: actin binding. The record is from RefSeq and is a predicted model, not a curated record. NCBI's taxonomy places the organism in Eukaryota, Metazoa, Chordata, Actinopteri, Perciformes, Liparidae. The coding region runs from base 451 to 1842 and encodes 463 amino acids.